AAUUAUCAUCAAACCUCCCCCCACACUCUUUCCUUCUCUCCUCACCUCAAAUAUUAUCAUCGUCAUUUAAAAAAAAAACACUCUCACCCAAAGUGAAUAACAAUUUCUAGACAGAGAAAAUAAAGCUCGCUAAGCUAAACUAUUCUAGCAACUGCAAGGAAACCAACUUUCAAAGAGAUUCCCUUUCUUCCAUUUUACAUUAAUCAAACUAUUCCACAAUUCUUUCUCCUCUAUUCCAAACCUCAAUCUCACACAAUCUUUCCUUCAACAAAGGAAAAAAAUGACCGACAGAGUUUACCCAACCGCGAAACCAAACCCGCCACCCGCCGCGAUGAACGGUGGUGGCAGUGGCGUAAAUGGGACAACCUUAAACGGGAACGGACCGGCAAAAACCCAAACCGGUCAACUCUACAACCCAAACCGUCCUCGACCGGUUUACCGCCCUCAACAAAACCGUCGAUCGAGCCGAUCAUGUUCCGGUCGAAAAUGCUGCUGCCUUACCUUCAUCUAUACUCUCAUAGCAAUUCUCUCUCUCCUCCUCCUCGCCGCCAUCGCCGCCUGCGUAUUCUACGUCCUCUACCACCCGAAACAUCCGACUUUCUCCGUAUCUUCUAUCCGUUUCUCCCGCUUCAACCUCACCUCGUCCGACCCGUCCGGGUUUGCUCACCUCCAUUCGCGACUCGACUUCACACUCACUGCUAAAAAUCCCAACAAGAAGAAGAUCACCUUCGUUUACGACCCCAUGUCGGUGGAGUUAUCCGGCGCUGGAGUAAACGCAGGUAACGCCACUCUCCCUGCCUUCGCUCAUGUCGCCGGGAACACAACCAUCCUCCGUGCCACUGUCAUCAGCGACCCAACUCGAGACCUUGACUCAGACUCAGUGAAGCAACUCAGAUCGGAUCUGACUAAAAAGGGCGGAUUCCCUGUGUCGGCGGAGUUGAAUACUAUGGUGGAGGUGCAGAUGGGAAAGGUCAAGACAAAGAAGAUUGGAAUCAGAGUCACGUGUAAUGGUAUCAAAGGGUUUCAACCUAAGAACGCCAAAUCAAAGACGCCGACACCCGGAACGACGAAGGAUGCUAAAUGUAAGGUUGAUCUUAGGAUUAAGAUCUGGAAAUUCACAUUUUGAUUUUUUUUUUGGGGGGUGUUAUGACUUUUGUUGUUUGUUCACAGUACUACAAUUUUUAAUAUAUUUUUUUUAAUUUUUACAUAUAUUUUAAUUUUAAUUUUAUAUAAAUGGGUUAAAUAGUUUGGAUCUAAAUCAGGGCUUGUAAACCCUCUUUUUUUUUGGUGAUUAUUUGUUUGAUUAUAUUUUUUUCCUGCCCAAAAUGGGUUGAGAAAAUUGAAGAUGUGAAAGUGAAAUUGGAAAA
Messenger RNA from Spinacia oleracea (spinach), 1367 nucleotides. RefSeq names its product NDR1/HIN1-like protein 6. Gene Ontology annotation, biological process: defense response to other organism. Gene Ontology annotation, cellular component: plasma membrane. The transcript has a single exon. The record is from RefSeq and is a predicted model, not a curated record. NCBI's taxonomy places the organism in Eukaryota, Viridiplantae, Streptophyta, Magnoliopsida, Caryophyllales, Amaranthaceae. Bases 281 to 1126 code for a protein of 281 amino acids.